Molecule: messenger RNA, 1879 nt
Organism: Tribolium madens (black flour beetle)
Lineage: Eukaryota; Metazoa; Arthropoda; Insecta; Coleoptera; Tenebrionidae
Gene: morgue
Exons: 6
Coding region: 557-1738 (393 amino acids)
Molecular function (GO): protein binding
Source: RefSeq, a predicted model, not a curated record
UGCAUAUUAAUUAGUAUUCGAGUAUAGAUUUAGUUUGAUAUAGAUAGUAUGAAUGCAAUUAACAUACUUUUUACAUAAUCGUUGCAACCUGGAAUUUUUUGUAUUGCCAAAACUCUAAUAGAAAACUAGGAUUUAAAUUUGGUGCAUAAAAUGUUUAUAGGAACGGGAAGCGAGAUUUUGACUCAAAUAUUAAAAGCUCUAAAUUCGAUCAUUUGCACUCUUAUCAGAUUGUGACGCUGUCAAAUGUCAAAUUCUGCUACUGUCAGAUUCUAUAUUUUCGCCUGCGCAAUAGUCCCAUAAUGUUAUUAUUACCGUUUUUGUUAGUUAUGGAAGAGUAAAAAAGAUAGUAUCUAUAAAAAUUGUCAUUUUGUUAUUUACUUUUGAUUUUAAAACCAUAAAAACUUUUAUUUACGUCAAAUGCCACCAUAACCUCACUUUUGAAAAUGAUUUCUUUUGAAAAAAUCACAUUUGCUGUUGUUUUUUUUCUUGUCAAUGUCAAAUAAAUUUCAAUGUGACAUAAUUUGCAUCUAAAUCGGGUUUUUACUAAAAAUAGACCAUGUUACCUGAAGAUACUUUUGCAAUUUGUGAUACAUUUCGUGAUGAAGAUUGUCUCAAGAAUGGGGAGAAAGAAAUCCAUUCAAAAGUCAACGGAUAUCGAAAUAAUACAUGUGUGAUUAUAACAAAUUCGUGCUACACUUGUAAUGGGUAUUAUGGACCAUGCUUUGAGGACCCAGUGUGUUCAACUUGUCAUGCUUUUUUGUUCCCCAAUACUGCCCCAAUUAUGGAUAGGCCCUUAACAUUGGAAAGAUCCAGUGACAGCGAUUCUGGUAAUGACGAGCCUGUAGAUUGUAACAGUCAAGAAAGUAUGCCGAAUGUACCCAUUUACGAGGAAUUGGUUGGCAAAAUGGCCCCUGUGAGGGUGGAUACUCUCGCAAAAGAAUUACAAAGACUUUCAAAUGUCAGUCAUCACGUAACUGACAUGAAUCUCGAACUAUUUCCACCUGAAGUUCUUAUGCAUAUGUUUAAAUAUUUAGAUGAAAUUUCUUUAUGGAGUAUAGGACAAGUUUGUAGUCGGUGGAGGGAGAUACUUUUUAUGUGUGUGAAAUUCGAGCGUUGGAAAGAUUUUGUGCAUUUAAGAUGGCCGUUAUUGCAUAUAGAAAAUGACGAACAAGACUGGUAUGAACUUUAUACAGCUAUGAUGCUUAGUUCGUGUUGUUUAAAAUGUGUCAAACAAAUGGCUGCUCAAAAAUUACCCUCACAUUGGGAGGAUAGUUCAUGGAGGCGGCACCGCUUAAGAACUGAGAUUAAAGCAAUGAGGAAUGAUCCUUUAGAUGGGAUUGAUGCUAUGCCACUAGAUGCUAAUUGUUGUCAUUGGCAAGCGACGAUAGAAGGACCAGCAGGUAGUCCUUACGAAGGCGGAUUAUUCUUUCUCUACAUACAAGUACCAACAACAUAUCCAUUAGAUCCGCCAAUUGUUAGGUUUAUCACGAAAAUAUUUCAUCCAAAUGUUUCAAGACAUGGAGAUAUUGGUAUUGAUUCAAUUCAUCAUAACUGGUCAUUAGCUCUUACAAUUAGCAAAUUGUUGAUUUCGAUACAGUCACUUCUUACCGAUCCUUUUUGUGAUGUUUGUAUGGAGCCCGAAAUAGGAAAUAUGUAUUUGAAAAACAGAAAGGCAUUUGAAGAACAAGCAAAAUUGUGGACUGCCCAUCAUGCCAUGCAUGAUAUGUUGCCACACUGAAUAUUAAUUUUUUUGUCUCUUACAUUUUUUACCUAAAAUGUAUUUUCAAAAUUAUGAGUGAUACUGAUAUCUUGUUUAUUGCAUUAUAAAAUUGUUUGUAAUUAAUUUUGUGUAAAUCAAUAAAUCUGUUUUAUAAAUUGA